AUGACUAUACCGCCUCUCUCACUUCCAGCUACCAAUGAUACACUGGUGAAGAUCUCGUCCCUCCAAGGUCUGGUGAUUUUGUUUUGCUACCCUCGAACUGGAGCGCCAGGCGAAACUAUCCCAGACUCUUGGAACUCCAUUCCUGGAGCUCGUGGCUGCACUCCACAAGCAUGUUCAUUUAGAGACACUCAGAGAGAAUUCAUGACCGCAGGUGUAAACAAGAUCUUUGGUCUGAGCACGCAAAGCUCGACUUAUCAACAAGAAGCCAAGACGAGAUUGCAUCUUCCAUUCGAAUUGCUCAGUGACGAGAAGCUGGACUUUGUCGAGGCAUUGAGCUUGCCGACUAUCGACUGGGAAGGCAAGAAGCUUACCAAGAGAAUUACCCUUGCCAUUGUAGAUGGCAAGGUUGUCAAGAUUUGGUAUCCUGUCUUUCCGCCAGACCAGAGUGCACAGCAAGUCUUGGAUUGGUUGGCACAAGAAAAGACUGGUGCACAGAAGUUUGGCGGCAAUCGUCGCUUAUCAGUCACCUAA
Molecule: messenger RNA, 531 nt
Organism: Aureobasidium subglaciale EXF-2481
Lineage: Eukaryota; Fungi; Ascomycota; Dothideomycetes; Dothideales; Saccotheciaceae
Exons: 1
Coding region: 1-531 (176 amino acids)
Biological process (GO): cellular response to oxidative stress; cell redox homeostasis
Cellular component (GO): cytoplasm
Molecular function (GO): thioredoxin peroxidase activity
Source: RefSeq, a predicted model, not a curated record